Messenger RNA from Capra hircus (goat), 2343 nucleotides. RefSeq names its product immunoglobulin superfamily member 6 (gene IGSF6). The record is from RefSeq and is a predicted model, not a curated record. Bases 489 to 1205 code for a protein of 238 amino acids. Lineage: Eukaryota; Metazoa; Chordata; Mammalia; Artiodactyla; Bovidae. The transcript has 6 exons.
GCAUAGGGUCGCAGAGAGUCGGACACAACUGAAGCGACUUAGCACACUACAUGAAGGUAUUUCCUUCUGCUUCUCCUCGAUUUCCAGCAGUUAUCAGCCCAGCACCAAGAACAAAUUAGAUGCCCAAGAGCACAGACUGAACUGCUCUAGAAAAUUUAAGUAUGAUUUAUCUGUCAAACAAUACUUUCUAGGAAUAUGCACCAAGGUAAAUCAAAAUCUCACCCAAAACAUCUAACAUCUUUGAGGCUUUGUAAAACCCAAGAAAAACGUGACCAUAUGAACAUUUAGAAGUGUGCUCUAAGCUAAAAUCUCAACUUUAAAUGGUGAAACUGCAUUACAAACAAUCUUUACACAAUUUCAAAAAGUUCCCAAUUAUGGUUCCUCAAUAAGAGUUCCUCUCUUUGGUUCUUCCUUUCUUAGAGGAAAAAAAAAAAAAGCCAAAACUCUCCUCAAAUACACACUCCCACACCUCACACAUACACACAGAAAUGGAGACUGUGAACAGAGGAAAGAUUAUUCUCGGUCUGGAACUCAAUCUGAUUCUGUUUUAUGUCGGGGUUGCAGACAACUGCAUCGUCUCAGUGUCUCAACUACCUGAACUUGAAGUGGACUACACGCAAAAGGUCGUAACCUUGUCCUGCUCCUUUUCCACAGUGGGGUGCCCUGCAGAGCAACCCACAAGCCUGUGGUUUCGCUAUGGGACUCACGAGUCUGAGAACCUGUGCUCUAAUGGAUGCAAAAGUGAGACAGACAAAUACACACUUAAGAAUCUGGCACAAAACCGGGUUUCCCUCACUGUGAACAGGCUGACUUUCAAUGACAGUGCAAUCUACGUCUGUGGAAUAGCCUUUCCCAACUCAAAGCAACCAAGAGCUAAGCAAACGGGAAGAGGGACUGUGCUUGUGGUGAGAGAGAUGAAGGUUCUCAGCAAGGAACUGCAGUCCGCCCUGAUAGCCCUCUUAGUCCUGUUCUCUAUCUACAUCACCAGUGUGCUCGUGAUCUUCAUCAUCCUCAUCAAAUCAAAAUCUAACACUCGAAGAAAGAAAGAAACAGAAGAGUCACAAAAGAAAAAGAGUGCUCGGCGUAUUUUUCAGGAAAUUGCUCAAGAGCUAUAUAAUAAGAGACAUGUGGAAACACACCAACAAACUGAAAAAGACAACACUUAUGAAAAUAGAGCAGCGCUUUCUAACUAUGAAAGACCAUAGAAGUCUUCUGACUUUCAAUGAAGUCACUGAAAAUUCAACUCCAGAUGCUAUGAAAGUAUUAGUGGAUAUACACCCAUCAGGUUUUUUUUAGAAAACAAUUUAAGGUAAAUGAAAAAGUCAACUAGCUACAAGAAGGACGCCAGAGAAUAUAAGGAAACUAUUACUAAUGGAAAUUACCAAAAUACUAAAACCUAACAAAAUGCAAUUGAAAAAUACUUUCCUAAUUUGCUAGGUAGGAGAAUUCUAAGCAGUCAAGCAUCUUCAAAAACUUCCAAUUAAAGCAUAUGUCCUCCUGUACUUGCUCCAUUCAACAUAACCACACGAUGACUGAUACCCUAAAGAUGAUCUGAAGUCACACCAAGUGCCUCAGUCUUGCCUAGAAGAACUGUCUUUACGGUUUCUAGACGUGGUGGGCCAACUAGACCAAGCUGGCAGGGAAAGAGGAACGGAGGGAGGAAGGAAUAUGUCAAAAUCUGAGUUAGAGAAAAAUCAUUUUGAACAGCAUUUCGCAAAUAUCAUUCUCUCUAGUGUUGCAAUGGGCCAGUGGUAUAGUACACAUUUUCCUGCCAGGGUAUGCAAAAUAACUUACAUCAUGCUACCAACAAAAAGUGAGAGCGCAAUAGAAUACAGUAACAUUUUAGUUAUUUUAACAAAAAAAUCCAAAGCAGAAGGUUGAGCCAGAGAAAACGUCAGAAUAAAUAAGCUACGACGGACUCUAGGUGUCAGUCUUGUGCCAAAUAACAGCAACAGGGAAGGCUUUUGGCAAAGCACUGGAACUGAUCGAGCCUUUGCAAUAUUUUUUUUUCUUUUAGUAAGUCACUGUAUUACACACACACACACAUUUAUACAAACCUACACUUUAUACAUAGUUGGGGCCAUACAGAGUAUACAGUUUUGUAUUAUGCAUUGCAGUGUGAUUUUUAACCAACUAAGGAGGGAAAUGGUAGACAAGGGGCAGUGUAUAGCAAGGAGGCUUAUGGCACUUACUACCAUCUCACUAAGAAAACAUGUUACAGAAUUGCUCUCUGAAAGUUACUUAUGUGUAACAAAAAAUCUAUUUAAAGUACCUGCAAGUAUAUAUCUGCUAUUAAACCUGAAUUACAACCUAUUAUUAAACCUGAAUUACAACCUAUUAUGU